AUGCGACAAAUUCAGGUCGAACUUGAGAGUGUUAUUAUGAAUAGUUAUACAAAACUACUCGCUAUCCUACAACCAAAUACAAGUCGACGAAUUCUACUUCAACGUCGUGAUGCUUUUCAUAGUAAUACGGUUAAAUCACCGAUAAAUAUCUCAGGUUCCUCAGCUGUCAACACAAAACAACAGUCGAGAUUUUCAUCAACGGAUUCUUCUUCGAAGACAUUAGAUUAUGAAGCAAAAAAUGCGUACAAAUUACAUUUAUUAGAAGAAGGGCCCAAAACAAAUGUUUCAUGUAAUCGCGAAGAAGGAUUAGAAUUUUACAAAAAAAUGCAAGUUGUUAGACGAAUGGAGGCAUCAGCUAAUAAUAUGUAUAAGUCAAAACUUAUUCGUGGAUUCUGUCAUUUAUAUUCUGGUCAAGAAGCUGUUUGUGUCGGUAUGAGAGCCGCUAUGGACAAAAGUGAUUCAUUAAUAACAGCUUAUCGUGCUCAUGGUUGGUCUUAUAUGAUGGGCGUCUCGGUAACUGGUGUAUUAGCAGAAUUAACCGGAAGAAAGUCUGGGUGUGCUGAAGGUAAAGGUGGAUCUAUGCAUAUGUAUGCACCAAAUUUUUAUGGUGGAAACGGAAUUGUGGGAGCUCAGGUGCCACUCGGUGCCGGGGUUGCUUUCGCUCAUAAAUAUCGUGGUGAACCUAAUAUCUGUGUGGCAUUAUACGGGGAUGGUGCAGCUAAUCAAGGACAAGUAUUUGAAGCGUACAAUAUGGCAAAACUGUGGGCAUUACCAUGUAUUUUUGUGUGUGAAAAUAACGGUUAUGGAAUGGGUACAAGCGCAGCUCGUGCAAGUGCUAAUCCACACUUUUAUACCAGAUGUGAAUAUAUUCCAGGCAUUUGGGUCGACGGCAUGGAUGUGUUAGCUGUCCGUGAAGCAACACGUUUUGCAAAAGAGUGGUGUGUGUCUGGAAAAGGUCCAAUGAUCAUGGAAAUGGCCACUUAUCGUUAUUUUGGUCAUAGUAUGUCUGAUCCUGGCACAAGCUAUCGUACUCGUGAAGAAAUUCAAGACGUGAGAAAAAGUCGUGAUCCAAUAACAUCAUUUCGUGAAAAAGUAAUUCAAGCUGGACUUGCGAGUGACGAGGAAUUUAAGACAAUUGAUAAUGAAGUAAAGAAAAUUGUAGAAGAUGCAGAAAAUCAUGCUCAGAAUGAUCCAGAAUUACAUGUUGAUGAAAUGUAUUCACAUGUUUAUUCUAAUCCACCAAAAAAUUAUAUGAUACGUGGAUGUGACAGUUUUACAUACAAAGAAGCAACAAAAUAA
Messenger RNA from Didymodactylos carnosus, 1299 nucleotides. The record is from the annotation of a GenBank genome assembly. NCBI's taxonomy places the organism in Eukaryota, Metazoa, Rotifera, Eurotatoria, Philodinida, Philodinidae.